CACACGUUGCUAUUCUCAGCCCAGCAUAAGAGCAAUUGCACUGCAGCUGCUUGACCCGACGGAGACUGGCCCGCCCUAAGCCUUGACGGCUCCAACCCUCCUUGGGGCAUAUCUGCCCUCCCAUCGCCAUUCCUCGCGUGUCCUCUGCGCCAGAGUGGCAAGACCCGGCAGUCCCAUUGCCCAACAUGCCUCGAGACCUGAGUCCUACCUCUAGGAUCGCCUACUGUGAGGAGGUCAACGAAGAUGAUGACCCUAUAUCGAGGCGGACGUAUGCCAAAUCCGUCAUAUCGCCAAGCCCGACCAAGGAAAGAUCUAAUACUGGCAGAUCAAGGAAAGGCCCCUCAGGGCACUCACCUUCGUCGCCGCCAUCGUCAUACGACGGCUACUCGGACGAGGAUGCUGCUGAUCAGUUGUCAAGACGUGAGCUCGUCAAGUCAAGACCCAAGGACUCCCGGAAGAACAGCAAGUCGGGGCCCAUCGUCGUAAGCAAGCAGGGCCCCCCGAAACGGCCAGGCGUCCGCCAGUCAAAGACGACUGGCCACAUUCCUGGUCGGUCGAUAGACGAGGCGUCAUACUACGGUGUCCCCCAACAUCCACAAACUAUCGUCUCUCGCCCGCGAUCCAGGACUCGUCCAGAGAGCUAUUAUGGCCAGACUGCCCGUCAGAAUCAACGCGGCCCGCCGAUGUCGCAUUCUGCUUUCUAUAAUGGUCCUCCCCCGCCGGGCGGGUUCGCUCCGCAGCCAUUUGGACCCCCGAGCAUGUUCAAUGGCCCGCCACCGCCCCAUAUGAACCUGCCGAUGCAUCCGGGGCCACCGGGACCUCCGGGGCCACCUCUUGGGCACCCGCCUCCCAUGGAUUUCCAUGGCGGACCCCGCGAGCUCUCAGCUCGAUUCGGACGCCCACAAUCCUCUAUGGGCUUUCGGCCGCCCUCGAGCUACGAGCCCGAGCCCAUGCUCGAGCGUGGAAUCCCGCGCAAGCCCUCUGUCUCGAGGAAGAUCAGCAAGGAUCACGAUGACCGCAUGAGAAUGCCGCCACCGCCAGCACGGCCAGCUUCUGCGCGGCCUUCAAUAAGCGGCGGUGACCGCCUUGUCUUCAAGGCUCCUCCUCACGGUACCAUGAGACGCAAGUCAAGGCCUCAGGUUCUUGACGAGGACGAGGACGAUGAGUUUGACGAGGAGGAUGACAUCGUCUACAGGCCAGAUCCUCGCCGCAUCUCAUCUGGCUACGGAUCCAACGCAAACCCAUUUGCAAGCCGUCGUAACGACAGUUAUGAAGAAGAGUCAGACGGCGAUCUUUCCAGCUACAAGAGGGAACCCGCGGCUGGUCAUGCACGCCGCAGGAGCUCUCAGUUCCGCGGAGGCCUGGAUGAGAAGACCCGCAAGGCCAUGAACUAUCAGGACGGCGUCAUGACUCAAAGCCAUGGCGCGCCUCUCACCGCUGAAGCUCUGAAGUACAUCAAGAAUGGCGGAAGCACUCGUUCCACGCGGAGCACCGAGAGUCGAGACGAGAGUGACUGGAAACACUCUGCAACCACUCGCACCACCCGCUCCAGCAACGAGGAGGACGACAUCACGAUCAAGCUUCCCAGAGGAGGCGUCAUCGAAGUCGGCGGGGCCAAGAUCACAUGCGCUGCUGGUGGCGAUGUUAACAUUGGCCGAGGCAAUCGUCAUGGCAGUGAUCGUGCCACGGAGCGUGAUACUGCGACCAUCAAUGAUGAGGACGAGGAAGAGGAGGAGGAUGAUGAUGACGACUUCCCCGAGCCCAACUACAGGCGCAAGAGCCGGACCAUGCGCACGCAGAAGCGCCUUCCCGCUCCCGAGCCUCACGUGGGAUCGUAUCCUCGCAAUCGUGAUCCAAGGUCAAUGACCCACCCGCCCGCGCUUGCGCAGGUGCCAUACAACAACUAUGCGCCAAGCAGCUACGGCUCUGGCCGACGUACACCAGGACCGCGUGGCGGCCAGCAGGCUGGCGGCGUCUAUGACCCAUUCCCAUUCGUGCCGGCCUUUGAUGACGAGGACGAAUACGAAGAUGAUCAUUAUUACCCUCACCCACCGGCCUCGGGCCCGGGCUACUACAACCCUCAGUACAACUACUGAGAUGUUGAAGGAGUAGGAUGCCAGAUUGGUAACGAUGUGCAUCUUGAGGGAGGUCCUCUGUUUACGGUGUUCUUUGGCAUUCUGCAUUUCCUCUCUUAUACGUUCUCACGAAUAUUUCAUGAAGCAAGCGGAUCUGUUUACAUUUCUCUUCAUUUCU
This is a messenger RNA of Microdochium trichocladiopsis, 2253 nucleotides long. RefSeq lists its product as uncharacterized. The transcript has a single exon. The record is from RefSeq and is a predicted model, not a curated record. The coding region runs from base 186 to 2096 and encodes 636 amino acids. Lineage: Eukaryota; Fungi; Ascomycota; Sordariomycetes; Xylariales; Microdochiaceae.